Messenger RNA from Talaromyces proteolyticus, 1605 nucleotides. RefSeq names its product putative serine/threonine protein kinase. Gene Ontology annotation, molecular function: ATP binding; protein kinase activity. NCBI's taxonomy places the organism in Eukaryota, Fungi, Ascomycota, Eurotiomycetes, Eurotiales, Trichocomaceae. Gene Ontology annotation, cellular component: site of double-strand break; cytoplasm; nucleus. Bases 1 to 1605 code for a protein of 534 amino acids. The record is from RefSeq and is a predicted model, not a curated record. Gene Ontology annotation, biological process: protein phosphorylation; mitotic G2 DNA damage checkpoint signaling. The transcript is spliced from 2 exons.
AUGCAGCACUCGCAGCUGGCCCCACUGCCAACAGAGCUGCCCUUUCGUAUCGUGUCCAAAACAAUCGGCCAGGGCGCGUAUGCAUGCAUCAAGAAAGCCUGCCCCCUCCAGCACGAAAACCCAGUCUUCGCCGUCAAAUUCAUCCACAAGGAAUACGCCGCCCGCCAUGGUAAGAUCGGCGCCAGGCAGCUGCAGAUGGAGGUGACUGUCCACAAGCACAUCGGCGACCACAACAACAUCAUCUCCUUCUUUCACACUGGCGAGGACGCGACUUGGCGAUGGAUAGCCAUGGAGCUGGCCGAAGGCGGCGACUUGUUUGACAAGAUCGAAGCUGACGAGGGAGUCGGCGAGACCAUCGCCCACCUCUACUUCACCCAGCUGAUCAGUGCCGUGAGCUACAUGCACUCGAGAGGCGUUGGCCACCGCGACAUCAAACCAGAAAAUAUUUUGUUGUCUGACGAUGGAAAUUUGAAGAUCGCAGAUUUUGGUCUCGCCACUGUGUUUGAAUAUAAUGGGAAGACGAAGAUGUGUACAACAUUAUGUGGAAGCCCGCCGUACAUAGCACCCGAGGUCAUUGCGUGCAGUACGCGGGGCCAGGCAAAAGGGCCCGGCUAUCGCGCUGAUCUUGCAGACAUCUGGUCCUGUGGAGUCGUUUUGUUCGUGUUACUCGCGGGCAAUACUCCAUGGGACAGUCCGACGGAGAACAGUUACGAGUUCAGCGAGUACGUUGAGAAGAAUGCAAGGACCACCGAUGAGCUCUGGCAGCGACUGCCCCCUGGUGUCUUGUCGCUCCUGCGUGGCAUGAUGAAGGUUGACUUGGCCAGCCGGUUCAGCAUGGAAGAUGUGAGGAGGCAUCCGUGGUUUACGCAGCCGAAUAAUUAUCUUUCUACGGAGGGCAAACUACGAGAUCCCGUCAACAUGGCAACCAGCAUGUUCGAGUCCUUACACAUCGACUUUAGCCAGGACCCUCUAGCUUCGUCCCAGCAACAACGAACCCGGGCUUCCUCGUCGGCGAUGGACGUCGACUCUGCAGAUGGCUUAGACGCGAGGUUAUCAUCCACGCAGCCCGAGAUGCCCACGGAUAAUAUUACCGUAGACUGGGACAUGCCACUGGGCAAUGGAUAUUCGUCAACACAACCACAAGACUACGCCAUUCCAAACACCCAGGAUUAUUUCAUGGCAGAUCGUCUCGAAGACGAGCCAGCCAUGUCGCAGUUCAGUCAGAACCCGUCGGUCCCGAUCAGCCGAACCCAAAACGCGCAAAAGUUCCGAGAUAUCAUUCCAUCACGAUCGAUGAAUCGGUUCUACUCAACCUGGGCAUUGAAGCUUCUCGUGCCGUUUCUGAGUGAAGCUCUGCACCGUCUCGGAGUGCCGGUCCCAGCGCAGAUUUCCGGCAUCGACAUGGGCGGUCCGGUUGUCAUCCGGGUCGCGACCAAAGACCAGCGAUUAUGUUUGCUCCAGGGAACUAUCAUCGUGGAGUGUGUCUCGGAUGGGCUGUUCGAGGUCGAGUUCAGCAAAGUCAAGGGUGAUCCGCUGGAGUGGCGACGGUUUUUCAAAAAGGUCGCGGUGUUGUGCAAGGAUGCAGUGUAUAAGCCAGAUCAGUAG